Molecule: messenger RNA, 1901 nt
Organism: Triticum dicoccoides
Lineage: Eukaryota; Viridiplantae; Streptophyta; Magnoliopsida; Poales; Poaceae
Product: 7-deoxyloganetin glucosyltransferase-like
Exons: 2
Coding region: 227-1684 (485 amino acids)
Molecular function (GO): quercetin 7-O-glucosyltransferase activity; quercetin 3-O-glucosyltransferase activity
Source: RefSeq, a predicted model, not a curated record
AAUUCACAGCCGCACAGAGUACAAGAUAGCAACGCAUCACGCGCGCGCGCAAAUUAAAAAAAAAAGCAGGGGACAUGGAAAUUCCCAAGUCAAACGGGGUAGGCGCCGCUGCAUAUUGUAUCAUCAGCUAUCUCCUGGUUUCCGGUCUUCGCCCGCUGGGUUUCUUAUUCGAUCUGGUGACAAUCAAGAAAGCUCCAUCCACGAACCACUCGCCCCACUGCUAGACAUGGAUCCCGCCGCCGGCGAGAAGCCGCACGCCGUGUGCCUGCCGUUCCCGGCGCAGGGGCACAUCACGCCGAUGAUGAAGCUGGCCAAGGUCCUCCACUGCAGGGGCUUCCACGUCACCUUCGUCAGCACCGAGUACAACCACCGCCGCCUCGUCCGCUCCCGCGGCCCGAGCGCCGCCGCGGGCCUCCCCGGCUUCGUCUUCGCCACCAUCCCCGACGGCCUGCCCUCGUCGGACGCCGACGCCACGCAGGACCCGGCGUCGCUCUCCUACUCCACCAUGACCACCUGCCUCCCCCACUUCAAGAACCUGCUCGCUGGCCUCAACGGCAGCGCGUCCGGGGUGCCGCCGGUCACGUGCGUCGUGGCGGACGGCCUCAUGAGCUUCGCCGUGGACGCCGCGAGGGAGCUCGGCGUGCCGUGCGCGCUCUUUUGGACGGCCAGCGCCUGCGGCUACAUGGGCUACCGCAACUUCCGCCCUCUCAUCGACCGGGGCAUCAUUCCCCUCAAAGACGAAGAGCAGCUGACCAACGGGUUCAUGGACAUGGCGGUGGACUGGGCGCCCGGGCUGAGCAAGCACAUGCGGCUCAAGGACUUCCCGACCUUCCUCCGCACGACGGACCGCGACGACACCCUGCUGACCUUCCAGCUACACCAAGUGGAGCGCGCCGAGGCGGCCGACGCCGUCAUCAUCAACACCAUGGACGAGCUCGAGCAGCCGGCGCUGGACGCCAUGCGCGCCAUCAUACCGGCCAUCUACACCAUCGGCCCGCUCAACUCCCUCGCCGACCAAAUCGUCCCCCGCGGGGACCCGCUGCGCACGGUGAGCUCCAGCCUCUGGAAAGAGGACGACGUCUGCCUGCAGUGGCUCGACGGCAAGAGGGCCCGCUCCGUGGUGUACGUGAACUUCGGGAGCGUGACCGUGAUGAGCAGCCACGAGCUGGCGGAGUUCGCGUGGGGGCUGGCCAACAGCGGCCAGGAGUUCCUCUGGAUCGUCAGGCCGGACGUCGUGAAGAGCAGCGAGGCCGCCGGCGCCGCGCUGCCCCCCGGGUUCCUGGAGGCGACCAGGGACAGGGGCCUCGUGGCAAGCUGGUGCGACCAGGAGGCGGUGCUGCGGCACGACGCCGUGUGCGCGUUCCUGACGCACAGCGGGUGGAACUCGACGGUGGAGGCCCUCUGCGGCGGCGUGCCGAUGCUGUGCUGGCCCUUCUUCGCGGAUCAGCAGACCAACUGCCGGUACAAAUGCGCCGAGUGGGGGGUGGCGAUGGAGAUCGGCGACAACGUGCGGCGGGAGGUGGUCCAGCGGAGGAUCGAGGAGGCGGUGGGCGGGGAGAAGGGCGGGGAGAUGAGGAAGAGAGCGACCGAGUGGAGGGAGGCGGCUGUCCGGUCCACGGCGAGAUCGUUGACCUAUCUUGAUUCGCUCAUCCAUGGUGUGUUGCUAUCUGGCAAGAAUGGUUAGCUUCUCUUUUCUUUCCAGCUCGAUCGACCACUGACCGCGCAAACAUGAUCGGGACACCAAAAUUUUAGAAUUUUUUUAUUUUUCCUAGUAUCUAUUUUUAAUUUCACUAUUCAUAUAAGGUGCACGGGACUCCUAUGCAUUUUCGGGUUUGCACGCUCCUAACAAAUUGGAUGGAUGGAUGUAUCGAAAUGGGAUUCGCUAAGGCUUUGUUCGGUUA